Messenger RNA from Knipowitschia caucasica, 1827 nucleotides. Lineage: Eukaryota; Metazoa; Chordata; Actinopteri; Gobiiformes; Gobiidae. The record is from the annotation of a GenBank genome assembly.
AUGGGAAAAAGAGGAAUUUUUUGGGGGGGUAAGGUGGGGGGGGGGGAUGGGGUUAGUAGGGGGUGGGGGGGGGGGAAGUGGGAAUUGUAUGUUGGGGGGGGGGGGUUUGGGGGGGGGGGGUGGGUUAGGUUGGGGAGGGGGGGGUGGUGGGGGUGGGUGGGGUGUUGGUUGGGGUGGGGGGGGGGUGGGUGUGGGGUGUUGGUGGGGGGGGUUGGUGGGGGGGGGGGUGGUGGGGGGGGGGGGUUGGGGUUGUGGGGGGUGGUUUGUGUUGGGGUGUGGUGUGGUUGGGGGGGGGGUUUGGGGGUGUGGGGUGUGUGGGUGGGGGGUGGGUUUGGGUGGUGGGUGGUGGGGGGGUGGGGGUGGGGGGGGGGUGUGUGGGGGUGUGGGUGGGGGUGGUGGUGGUUGGGGUGGUGGGGGGGUUGUGUGGGGGUGUGGGGGGGGGGUGUGUGGGGGGGGGGUUGGGGGGGGGGUGGUGUUUUGUGGGGUGGGGGGGGGGGGGGGGGGGGGGGGGGGGGGUUGGGGUGGGGGGGGGUUGUGGGGUGGGGUUUGUGGGGGGGGGUGUGGGGGGUGGGGGUGGGGGGGGGGGGGGGGGGGGUGGGGGUGUGGGGGGGGGGUGGGGUUGGGGUGGGGGUGGUGGUGGGGGGUGUGGGGGGGGGGGGGGGGGGGGGUGUGGGGGGGGGUGGGUGGGGGGGGGGGGGGGGGGGGGGGGGGGGGGGGGGGGUGUUUGGGGUGGGUGGGUGGGGGGUGUGGGGGGGGGAGGGGUGUUUGGGGGGGUUGGGGGGGGUGGGGGGGGGGGGGGGGGGGUGGGGGGUUGGGGGGGUGGUGUGGGGUGGGGGUUUUGUGGGUGGGUGGUGGGGUGGGGGUGGAGGGGUGGGUGGUGGGGGGGGGGGGUUUUUGGGGUGUGUGGGGGGGGGGGUGGGGGUGGUGGGGGGGGGGGGUGGGGUGGGUGGUGUGUUGGGGUGUUGGGGUGUGUGGGAUGGGUGGGGGGGUGGGUUUGUGGGGGGUAGGGGGUGGGUGGUGUGGGUGGUGGUGUGUGGGAAUGAGGUGGGGGUUGGAUGUGUUAAUUUUAAUGGUAUUAGUAUUGGGGGGUUUGGGGGGUAUGGGGGGGGUGUAGUGAUGGAGUAUGUGUGGGAGGUGGGAAAUGGGGGGGGGUGUUGGGAGGUUGUGGGGGUGGGUUUGGGGGGGGGGUGUUGUUUUUGUUUUGUGUGGUGGGGGGGUGGGGUUUUGGGUUGUUGGGGGUGGGGUUGGUUGGGGGGGGGUUGUGGGUUGUUUGGGGGGGGGGGUUGGGUGGGGGGUUGUUGGGGGUGGGGGUGGGGGGAGGGGGGGGUUGUUGGGGGGGGAGGGGUUUGGGGGGGGGGUGGUUUUUAUGGGGGUGUGUUGGGUUGUGUUGGGGGGGUGUGUGUGGGGGAGUUUGGGGGUGGUGUGGGGGGUUGUUUGGGGGUGGGGGUGGUUGUGGGUUGUGAUGUGUGGGUGUGGUGGGUUGUUUGGGGGGGGGGGGUGGGGUGUGGGGGGUGGGGGGGGGGGUGGGGGGGGGGGGUUGGGGUUGGGUGGGGGGGGGUUUUUUGGGGGGUUGGUGGUUGGGUUUGUUGGGUGUGGUGGUGUGGGGGGGUGGGGGGGGUGGGGGGGUUGUUAGUUUUUUGGGGUAUAAUGAGGGUGGUUGGGGGUUUUUUUUGGUGGGGGGGGUUGUUGGGUUUUGGGGGGUUAUUGUUUUUAAUGUGGGGGGUUGGGUGGGGUGAAUUGGGGGGGGGGGAUGUUGUUAUGGGGGGGGUGGGUGUUUGUUUGGGGGAGAAGGGGGGGGGGUUGAUUGGUAGUAUGUGUUUGGGAUAG